Molecule: messenger RNA, 1239 nt
Organism: Symbiodinium sp. CCMP2456
Lineage: Eukaryota; Dinophyceae; Suessiales; Symbiodiniaceae
Source: the annotation of a GenBank genome assembly
AUGGCGCCGUUAAAGUUGAACCCGAUGAUCAGCGAGAUGGAGGAGUCCACCACCGUAGCAAUCUUCAGCAAGGUCUCCAACAUGAAGAGUCGCGGUGAGAAGGUCAAUGGGGCCUUGUGCGUUGGCCAGCCAGACUUCGCACCUCCACCCGAAGCAAUCCAGGCGACCCAGGAAGCUGCCGUCAAGGGCUUGACGAGCUACACGGCGGUGACAGGCACCCUGGAGCUGCGGCAGGCGGUGGCCGAGUAUCUCGAGAAGUACAAGAAGGUGAAGUACAGCCCCGACGAAGUGCUGAUUGCCUGCGGAGGCAAGCAGGCGAUCUACCAAGUCGUGAUGGCGCUCUGCCAGAAAGGCGACGAAGUGAUCGUCCCUGCACCGUAUUGGACUUCCUACCCGGAUAUUGUGAAGCUGUCGGGAGCGACGCCGGUAAUCUUGGAGACAACUGCAGCUCAAGGCUAUGCUAUCGAUGCCAAGAGGUUGAAUGCCGCGAUCACCCCGCGCACUCGCUUGGUCAUCGUGUGCAAUCCAUCGAAUCCGACAGGCUGCGCCAUGGGUAAGAGCCAAGUUGAGGAAGUCGCGGAAGUGCUGCGGCAGCCACAAAAUCAGCAUGUUCUCGUCCUCUCAGAUGAAAUCUACGAGCGGAUUUGUUAUGACGGCACAGAGCACGCAUCCUUCGCUGCUCUGAAGGAUAUGUGGGAGCGUACACUGACGAUCAACGGCUUCUCCAAAGCAUUCUCGAUGACGGGCUAUCGAUUGGGAUACCUUGCCGCACCCAAAGAAAUUGUCAAAGCCGCCUCCAAGCUGCAGUCUCAGAUCACCUCAUGUGCCUCGAGCGUGGCUCAGCAUGCCGGCAUUGCGGCGCUGCAGUGCGACAUGAGCUACAUCUCAGGGAAAGUCGCCGAGCUCGAGAAGAAGCGGGAUCUGGCCCUGGAUCUUCUAGCCAAGAUACCUGAUAUACAAUGCCCGAAGCCUGGGGGCGCCUUCUACUUGUUUCCCGACAUCUCUGCUUACUUCGGGCGCUCCACGGCGGAUGGGAAAGUCAUCCAGGAUGCGACUCAGCUCUGCCUCCAUUUGCUGGAAGAGUAUCGGGUUGCGCUGGUGCCCGGCGAUGCCUUCGGCGAUGGGAAAUGCUUGCGCUUGUCUUACGCCGCGACGAUAGAAAACAUCACGGAUGCGAUUACCAAGCUGGGCAGCUGCCUCCAAUCCUUGCAAAGCGCGAAAAAAGCUCGUACCAGCUGA